Molecule: messenger RNA, 651 nt
Organism: Zasmidium cellare ATCC 36951
Lineage: Eukaryota; Fungi; Ascomycota; Dothideomycetes; Mycosphaerellales; Mycosphaerellaceae
Exons: 4
Coding region: 1-651 (216 amino acids)
Source: RefSeq, a predicted model, not a curated record
AUGGGUGAAAUCGACUUCAAGAAAGAGCGCACCGUCCUUGGUGGACCGUACACCUUGUUCGGCGGGUCCUUGAUUGGUGAAUUCUUAGAUGGGCAAGAUCUUGAUGCAACGUUUCUCGUUCGCAUCAGAAUGCCCGCAAAACAUCCGUUGUCCGCCCUCGGCAAGAAACAUCCCAUCGUACCGCCUCUGCAUGUACAUUUCGAUCAAACCGAGUGUUUCAAAGUGCUCCAAGGGAAAUUUGGCGUCACAGCAGGUUGGGAUCAAAAAGACCAUAUCCUCACUCCGGAGAUGGCACCCUUCGAAGUCCCACCCAUGCUGCCUCAUACGCCGUGGCCAGUAGCUUGCGAAGAAGACAUUGUAAUUCUGGCUUGGGGACAUCCUACUGGAACGCCGAAGCCACUGAGCACGGAGUUCUUUCAACAGCUCUUCCUCUAUAUGCACGACAUGUUUGAGACCAAAAAGUCGCCAGACUUGCUCCAGGUGAUGCUCAUGCAACAUGACACAAAUUCGGCCGGAGUGAUAUUUCCAAGCUUAAGCUUCCUAGGUCCGUUGCGCUGGUGGGUUCCAUGGCAUAUGGAAGGCGCCUUGUCUGCCCUGGCGAAAUUGCUUGGCUACAGCAAAGAGAUGCCACAGUACCUGAAGAAGCAAUGA